Molecule: messenger RNA, 1992 nt
Organism: Rotaria sp. Silwood2
Lineage: Eukaryota; Metazoa; Rotifera; Eurotatoria; Philodinida; Philodinidae
Source: the annotation of a GenBank genome assembly
AUGACUUCAACAGUUUCACGUCGGAAGUCAAUAGCAUCUUUAGUAUCAUUCGAUCUGGAUCAACAUGAAUCAACAAAACGUGUGAAAAUAGCCAGAAUAGAUGAAUUUAAUAUCGGUACAUUUCAAUCAAAGUUGAAAUUCGAAGAUCUACCAAAUGAAUUAUUGUUCUACAUAUGUCAAUUUAUACCACUCAUUGAUUUACAACGUGCCUUCUACAAUUUGAAUUUACGUAUAAAUAAAAUUUUAUAUUCAAAAAAAUUUAAAUUGGAUUUAUCAAUGUUAUCAAUGUUUAAAUAUGCAUUUGACUAUUACUGUUCCAAUCAGCAACCAUUUAUAUCUCAAAUUUAUAGUUUGAAGUUAUGUGACGAAUAUGAUCGUGUAACAUGGUUCAAUCAACAUAUUGAUAUGAGUCUUUUCAACAAUUUGAGAAUAUUAACUAUUUCGCAACCAUCCAUAGAAAAUCUUGAUAAAAUAUUAUCGAAAUUGCAUGUGUUAACGAACUUGUCUUACUUGAAUAUUUAUGAUGCAUUGAUACAAUCUCCCUAUAUAACAACAGCAUUAUUUUCGAUUCGUUCAUUAAAACGUUUGAUUUUAUAUUCAUUUAAUCCUAUUCUAUUUCAUUUUAAUGAUAAUACUAUUCAACCAUGGACUGAACUUGAAUAUUUAAAAUUGAAUAGUUGCUAUAUGAGGAAUUUCUUGGAAUUGGUCAAAUAUGUUGGCAAAAAUGUUCAACGAAUGGCAGUAUCGAUAGUUUAUGAACAUCGCAAGGAUCCAACCCCAAUUGAUAAAAAAAUAAUUGAUAAUUUGCUUUAUGGUGAUAGAUUUCAAUUAUCCAUAUUUUUAAAUCGUCUUGAAAUAUCAUUUGAUUAUUUAUCAUUAACGGACUUUCAUCUCGUCCUAAAAUUAUUUCCCAAUCUAAAACAUUUAACAUUUUUAACGUGGACUUCUGAUUUGAACUUUGCUUCAUCAACAAUAUGGCAUGAUUUUAUUUCCAAAAACCUAUUAAAAUUAGAAGAACUUCAAUUCUAUAUACGAGUCACUGGUCAUGUUGUUCAACAAUGUCCGUCACCUUUACUCAUUCAAUCAUUCGAAAAUAAUGAUUACAAAUGGAUAAACGAUCCUGUUAUUAUGAAUUACAAUCAUGCUCCUAAAAUAGCUUUUUUAGAAAUUUAUACUUAUUCACAAGCUGCAUGUGAUGAAAGAUAUAGUGUACAGUUUUAUGGCACGGAAAAGUUUAUGACUAGAAAAUAUAAUAUGAUUGAUAUAAAUGAAAAUGUAAGAAUAUUGAAAGUUACAUUAAAUGAUAAUAAUGUAGAAAUGGGAUUGAAAAAUCGAGACAGAACAAAUUAUCCAAAAGUAAAAACGAUAGUAGUUCAUUCACAAUUGACAACAAUACCAAUAGAAAAUGAUUCGAUGAACAGUUUGAUCUGUUCUGAUCUAAUGAAUUCUACUCUUGAUUUAUCAAAAAUCAUUGAACUCUAUUUUACCACAUAUGCGUCGACAAAUUUCAAUUAUCCAUCAAGAACAUUAGUGUAUUGUCUUCUCAAUAAAAUGCCUAAUGUCUGUAAACUUACUCUAUCCUACAACUAUCUAUUGGAUUUGUUCAAUUCAUCAAUUGUUGUUGAAAUAUUAACAAAGCAGAUUCGAAUUCUGUCCAUUAAUUUUAAUAGUGAUCCACCAUUACUGGAAGAUAUAAUCAGAAUCUUGAAUACAUUCUCAACAAAUUUAAUGUUUCUAAAGAUGAACGUUCAAAUGGAUUUUCCAGUCGACAAAUUUUACGAUAUUUUGGCAUCAAUAUUUGAUACUAAAUAUAUCAAAUUAUGUUAUUUUAUAUUAACACUACAAACACAACAAGACUCACCACAAUCAUUCAAUACAGAAUUUAAAUUAUGGCUGAAACAACGUUUGACUGCCUUGAUUACUAAUGAUCGAAAAGAAUCGACUACAAUCGAAUAUAAUAUUAGAGACCAAGAAUUUGCCGUUUCUUUUUGA